Molecule: messenger RNA, 306 nt
Organism: Priceomyces carsonii
Lineage: Eukaryota; Fungi; Ascomycota; Pichiomycetes; Serinales; Debaryomycetaceae
Exons: 1
Coding region: 1-306 (101 amino acids)
Source: RefSeq, a predicted model, not a curated record
AUGUUUGCAACAGGAUCCAGAGGAUAUGUUAGAUUGACGUUUAAAAGAUUUCAAUCUUCGGGGGCCAAACUUACAUUCAGCAAUAAAUACAAUUUCAACAUAAAUCCUCCACCAGUUCAUGAAUAUUGGAAUGCUAGAAAUAAUAUAAUCUUGCUUGCAUUUGUUCCUGUGUUCUUAGGGGUAGGAUACGUUGCCAAAUAUGUAGGAGGCAACGUUUACGGCGAUAGCGUUCUUGAAGCUGUCGAAGGUGAAGAUGCAUUUAUAAACGGAAAUAAGAUAUUCGAGUCUCAGUUAUCAAGUAAAUAA